AUGUUUGGCAGUUUUGUUCUCGCGGGGGUACUCGCUCAGAUUGCAUGGGCAGGAAAAGCAACAGAGCGCGCGGCUCACUGCGCAGAUAACACUAAUUGCGCAGCAGACGCAUGCAACGUUCUGAUCGGUGGUAAAUUGUAUUGCUCUCGAUGUAACACAGGAUUUGUUCCUAUCAAUGGACAAUGUGCAGACAAAGAAGGUGCAACAGAUAAGUGCAAAGAUGGCUCCGGAGGCGAUACAGCUGAUCAGACCUGUGGACAGUGCGCCGAGCAGACUUUCAUGUACAAGGGCGGCUGUUACGAAGCAGCCCAGCAGCCCGGACAGACCAUGUGUCAGGCGGCAGAUGCUGGAGUAUGCACACAAGCCGCGCAAGGAUACUUCGUGCCGCCGGGCGCAGACGCCUCUCACCAGUCGGUCAUACCAUGUGGAGACGAAGAGGAAAUAACAGUUAAAAACGAUAAAAAGUACAAGGGCGUGCUGCACUGCACUCGGUGUAACGCUCCCACAGAAGCAGCAGAUGCUAACGCCAAGGCCGCCACGUGUACUGCGUGCGGCGAUAGCAAGAUCGUCAAGACAGCCAAGGACUCAGCCACCUCCUGCGUGACAGAAGAAGAGUGCACCGGCACCGAAGGGUUCUUCGUGAAAAAUGGCGGCACCAAAACCUGUGAGGCGUGUGAUCCUGGUUGCAAGACCUGUAAGACCGAGGCUGCGAAGUGCACCUCCUGUAAGGACGACAAGCCGUACCUGAAGAAGGAUAAUGGCAGCGACACUGGCACGUGCGUCACCGAAGCUGAGUGCAAGACUGGAAACACCCACUACCCCGACGACACUGAGCCGAAGACGUGCAAGACGUGCGCCGAGGGGACCUCCGACGGGUGUGCGACGUGCGAGAAGGGCGCCGAUGGAGCAGUCGCCUGCAAGACGUGCGGGUCUAAUAAGAAGGUCCAGCCAAACAAGAAGGGGUGCAUAGCAAAGUGCCCGGAGACGGUGAGUGCCGAGAAGGAUGGCGUUUGUGAGUGCGUCGAGGGCUACGUUCCCGACAACGCGGGCACCGGGUGCACGAAGAAGCCCGACCCCCAGUGCAACACCCCCGGCUGCAAGACGUGCAGUGAGCCGAAGACAAGCAAGGAGGUGUGCACAGAGUGCGAAGACCCCAAGGCCCUCACGCCCACGGGCCAGUGCAUCUACGGUUGUGAGCACCUGGAAGGCUACUACGAGGGCACCAGCGAGGGGGGCAAGAAGGCCUGCAAGAAGUGCGAGGUCGAGAACUGCCUCCUGUGCAACGGGCAAGGACAGUGCGAGACCUGCAAGGACGGGUACUACAAGAGCGGAGCCGCCUGUGCCAAGUGCAAUACCUCGUGCAAGACGUGCGCGAACGGGAACUCCAACGGGUGCACGAGCUGCGAGCCUAAGCAGGUCCUCAGCUACGAAGGAGAGGGCACGGGGACGUGCAAGCCAGGCUGCAAGCCAGUGAGCGGCGGCAAGGAUGGAACGUGCAAGAGCUGCGACCUGAACAUAGACGGGACAAGCUACUGUUCUGCCUGUAACGUGGGCACGGAGUAUCCAGAGAACGGCGUGUGCGUCAAGAAGUCGGCCCGCACAGCCUCCUGCCAGGCAGAACCGAGCAAUGGUGUGUGCGGGACAUGUGCAAGGGGCUUCUUCCGCAUGAACGGGGGCUGCUACGAAACGACCAAACUCCCUGGAAAGAGCGUCUGUGAGGAGGUAGCAUCGGCCGGCGAUACCUGUCAGACUCCGGCCGACGGAUACAAGCUGAAUAAUGGCGCGCUCAUCACUUGCUCGGCCGGAUGUAAGACGUGCACCAGCCAGGACCAGUGCGACACGUGUAAGGCUGGAUAUGCUAAGGAUAGUGGUAACACUAAGAAGUGUGUUCCCUGCGCCACUGGGUGCUCCGAGUGCAAUGCGGACGACGCCACCAAGUGCACGGUGUGCGCUGCAGGGUACUACCUGUCCAAAGAAAAGUGUAUAGCAUGCGACAAGAGCGACGGGGGAUCCAUCACCGGCGUCGCCAACUGCGCUAGCUGUACUCCCCCAACCAACAAUAAAGGGUCUGUCCUCUGCUACCUCAUACAGAACACCAACAAGAGCGGUCUCAGCGCGGGCGCUAUCGCGGGGAUCUCCGUGGCUGUCAUCGUCGUUGUGGCUGGUCUCGUAGGGUUCCUCUGCUGGUGGUUCAUCUGCAGAGGCAAAGCGUAG
Messenger RNA from Giardia duodenalis, 2214 nucleotides. Its product is annotated as VSP. Lineage: Eukaryota; Fornicata; Diplomonadida; Hexamitidae. The record is from RefSeq and is a predicted model, not a curated record. The transcript has a single exon. The coding region runs from base 1 to 2214 and encodes 737 amino acids.